UCCUUUUCUCUGUGGUCCUUCCUCUUUAUAUCUCUCUUAUCGCUUUCUUCAUUUAUUCACAGCUUAUAUCGCACACUAGUCAUUCUUCUCUUUCUUCUUCCUCCUCCUCCUCCGUUGCUUCUUCUUCUCCUUCUUCAAGCCUGCCUUUCUUCGUUAGAGGAAAAAACUUAUUCCUAUUGGCUCUUUGCGAGUUGCUUCUCAGCUAUAUUAUAUAUAGAUCCUGAAAGGCUCACUUUAAGACAAACACAGACGAAACUGAUCUAGUGAUGUCUAGCAGGAGGUCGAGGCAGUCGGGGACUUCGAGGAUCACAGAUGACCAAAUCAUCGAUCUCGUUUCCAAGUUACGCCAACUUGUUCCUGAGAUUCGCAAUAGGCGUUCUGACAAGGUACCUGCUUCUAAGGUCCUACAAGAGACCUGCAACUACAUCAGAAACUUGCACAGAGAGGUAGAUGACCUGAGCGAGCGACUUUCCCAGCUUUUGGCUACUAUUGAUGCUGAGAGCGCCGAGGCCUCGAUUAUUCGGAGCUUGAUUACGCAAUAAAUUAACCCUUAAUAUCCUACUCUACUUAUAUAUAUAUAUAUAUAUAUAUAUAGUUGUGGUUUUUUUUAUAUAUCUAGGUUUUGGUCACUAGAUCAAGCAAGGAUUAGUGUAUUUUAGAUUUCCGACGUGGAUAUAUAGCCGCUGUAAUUAAGUGGUAUAAUAAGAGGACUUGCACUAGCAAGGCCUCUUUAAUUGCAUGCAAAAUGAGGUUGAUUGCAGCUUGAACUCAUGUACUGGUCGUGAUCAUCAAUUAAUGGCAAAUACAAAUUAAUCUACUUUAA
Juglans regia (Persian walnut) is the source of this 823-nucleotide messenger RNA. RefSeq names its product transcription factor PRE6-like. NCBI's taxonomy places the organism in Eukaryota, Viridiplantae, Streptophyta, Magnoliopsida, Fagales, Juglandaceae. The record is from RefSeq and is a predicted model, not a curated record. The coding region runs from base 267 to 542 and encodes 91 amino acids. The transcript has 2 exons. Gene Ontology annotation, molecular function: protein dimerization activity. Gene Ontology annotation, biological process: regulation of DNA-templated transcription; regulation of growth.